Arvicanthis niloticus (Nile rat) is the source of this 2697-nucleotide messenger RNA. Lineage: Eukaryota; Metazoa; Chordata; Mammalia; Rodentia; Muridae. The record is from RefSeq and is a predicted model, not a curated record.
AGACUUCAGUGGCUUGUCUGCCAACUGCAGUCACCAGUUUGGUGAUCAGGAGUAGGAAGGCAAAAUACAAUUUUAAGUCUAUUGACAAUUUCUCCCUUCCAGGCUCCACGGAAAAGAUCAUAUGAACUAACUCUCAGCCCAGCAGUGGUUUCUUGAAAAGGUGGAGACCUGUACUGGAGUGUGUUAUUUUUCUGUACGGAAAGCCUUGUGAAGGAAGACAGAGGAGGAAUGCAGCGUUCCUUGCUGUGCCAAGGCCCCGUGUUAAUCACCAGUGACAAGAAAAAGAAUAAAAGACAUCUAUCCUUAUUUAAUGAUGUCUUGGUUGUGUCUAGUAAUCUGAAUAAGAAGAAGUUUAAAAUAAAACGUAUCAUUCCACUAAAUUACCUAUGUGUCAUGGAUGCUGUGGACCUUGUUAGGAGUAAUGAAAACUGUAGUUCCAAGACCCUUUUCCUGUUUUGGGCCACUGGAAAUUUUGUGUUGACCUUUCGUUCAAAAGAACAGAAAGACCAGUGGUUCUAUUUUCUCAAAAGAUCCAUUAAAGUAGCCAAGAACGGUAUCAAGACAAAUUUUUCUCUGAAGAUAUUCACUGAGGACAUCCCAAGCUGUGAUAGUCCUUUAUGUGUAACAGCAACAAACAUCAGUACAGUGAAUGAUAUAAUUGAGAAGUUACGACCAAUGAUAAGAGUGACUAACAUUGAAGAUUACCAACUGUGGUUCUGUCCUGGCCACAAGGAAGCUCCAAGAGCACUCCAAGGCUAUGAAUAUAUACAUGAUAUUAUGAUGAACAACCUUCAAAAAAACUUCAGUAGUUUAAACUCAAGAAUUUUCACUGCUUUUCCCCCAUUGCCUGGGCUUCUUGUGAACGACCUGUACUCGGAUUCACAGGGACAAUUCAUCUUAAAGCCCAUUGACUCAGCAAGGAUCCAACAGCCAAAUGCAAUGGAAAGACCUGAUAAGAAAGAAAGACCUCCUCGUAUAACAUCGUGUUUCCAUAGGGGCUCUGUGCCCCAACAGGACCAAGGGUGCACUGUCCCUAGAGUUAAUAAGAGUGGAAAACUCUUUGGAAAAGAGCUCAGUUCCAUUUGUCAUGCUGGCAAAGUGCCCACAGCAAUUCUGGACAUCCUGUCCCUCAUAAAUGAAAAAGGGCCCACAACCGAGGGCAUAUUUAUCAUAUCUCCCAAUGAGACAACAUGCAAAACUUUAAAGGAAAAGAUGGAUUCUGGGGAAGAGGUGGAUAUAAAACAUCAAUCAGUACAUGUGGUUGCAUGGAUCCUAAAGGAGUUUCUGCGGUCCAUCAAAGGAACUCUGCUGACUCCUCAGUUUUACGACCAGUGGCUUGCUGUUAUCCAAAUGGCCACUGAACAAGAGAAAGUAGCAGCAAUGCAGAGUCUUUUAGAAAAACUGCCACAACCAAAUGCUGCUCUUCUGCGACAAGUUUUUAGAAUAUUGCAUAAAAUUGCAAAAAACUCUUCUGUUAACCAAAUGUCACCUUACCAUCUAUCAGGUGCGAUAGCACCAUAUAUCUUAUGCCUUCCUAGCUACCCCAGUGAUGUCCUGGAUAAUGAUAUUGCCAAAAAGAUUUCUCUGGUAAUGUUUAUGAUCGAAAACUCCCCCCAAAUUUUCGGAGUUGACUUGGUUGUAGUUUGGUACGAAACUUCAUUUCUAUAUCCAUAUGAGGCAAAGGCUUCAUGUUCACCAACUCCUCCAUCUGAUGACGGGAACAGGAAGGAAGUGGAAAAUGAACUGAACAGCUACCCUAGUGCCAAGAUAUGCAGCCCUCGCCACAGUUCACUGAUGAAAAGUCGAUCUUUCCCUAUUCUGUAUGAUGGCAUUGUAGAAACAGAUAAACGAGAAGGCAACGUGUAUACAACCCAACAAGCACCUUCUCCAGCACCAAUAAAAGAACAAGAACUUAGUGAAUUACCACACAUUGUUUGCUUGCAAAGAAUGCUGCCUUCUCCUUUACUUGAUAUGUUGUCAAUAAUUGCAGAAAAGGGGCAAGAUUCUGAUCAAAUAUUCAGCUAUGUACCAAACAAAUCACACUGGUCCCUGAAGGACAGAAUUUACCAUGAAGAACUGAUUAAUUGGAAUGAGGAAUCUGUGCUCACCAUAGCUUCGGUUUUAAGGGAGUUAAUUGGAAAUAUAAAAGGAAGCUUAAUUCCUUCAGACUUAUAUGAAGAUUGGAUUAGUGUUCCUGAUCAGGACUCUCUGCUUGGAAAAAUUGCCGCUAUACAAAGUAUUCUACUGAAGAUGCCACAACGAAACUUCCUCUUGCUGAAACGUCUUAUCCAUGUGUUACUAAAAAUCAAAACUUCUUCUCAGAAUGAUCUAGAUUCCUACAUUUUAUCUGUCCGCAUAGCUCCUAAUGUGCUGAUAAAUCCAAAUUACAAAUACUCAUUGUAUAAUAGUGACCUCUCAAAAAAGUUUACUAUUAUACAAAUCAUGAUUGACAACUAUUUCGAAAUAUUUGGAAACAAUGAGAGUACAAUUUGUAAAGAAAAUCAAAAGAGUUCUGAUGACCUAAAGAUGUCACUAAAUACUGCUGGGGACUGUGGAACAAUUUCAACAUAUGACAUUCCACAACAGAAACUUCUUCAGGACUGAAGAAGAUUCCAAUCAUUUUAUUUCAGUGUUCCCUUCUACCUCCAAAUUUAGCAUAGGAGAAGUGGUUAUUAAAAAUAAAGCCUCUUCAGUUUU